Messenger RNA from Aplosporella prunicola CBS 121167, 1578 nucleotides. RefSeq lists its product as uncharacterized. The record is from RefSeq and is a predicted model, not a curated record. Bases 97 to 1392 code for a protein of 431 amino acids. Gene Ontology annotation, cellular component: pyruvate dehydrogenase complex. Gene Ontology annotation, biological process: pyruvate decarboxylation to acetyl-CoA. Lineage: Eukaryota; Fungi; Ascomycota; Dothideomycetes; Botryosphaeriales; Aplosporellaceae. Gene Ontology annotation, molecular function: dihydrolipoyllysine-residue acetyltransferase activity. The transcript has 4 exons.
CCAACACCUCCGAUACUCUCCAACGUCAGCUCUACUCCCCCCUCCACACUCUCUUUUAGCCAUUCCUACUGAGGCACCGUUGCCUCGCUGGUCAAGAUGGCCUCUCUGGGCGCUGCCUGCAGACUUUCCGCUCGCGUCGCCGGUCGCCAGUUGCGCAACAAUGUCGCGUCCAGAGGCUUCCGUUCCUCUGCUGCCGUCUCCGCUGCGCAAAACUUCCAGAUGCCGGCGCUUUCUCCCACCAUGACUGAGGGCAACAUUGCCAAAUGGGCUGUCAAAGAAGGCGAUUCUUUCUCUGCCGGCGAUGUUCUGCUGGAAAUCGAGACGGACAAGGCACAAAUGGAUGUUGAGGCGCAGGAUGACGGUAUCAUGGCCAAGAUCACGCAAGGCGAUGGCACCAAGGCGAUCAAGGUUGGCGAGCGCAUUGCCGUCAUUGCGGAGCCUGGCGACGACCUCUCUACCCUUGAGAUACCGGCCGAGGAGUCGGCACCGCAAAAGAAGGAGCAAUCCCCUUCCGAGGACAAGGCUGUCAAGUCCUCCGAGCCUGCACCGUCCAAGUCCAGUGGUUCUUCUGAGGCCGCUAAGUCAUCCAGCGGAACCGUCCCUGGCAAGGCCCAGAAGCAGACUUACCCUCUGUACCCGUCUAUCCUCUACGCCCUACGCGAGAACGGGCUUUCCAAGGAGGAUGCCGACAAGAUCCCCGCCACCGGUCCCAAUGGUCGUUUGCUGAAGGGCGAUGUUCUUGCCUACGCCGGCAAGCUGUCCGAGAAGUCUUAUGCCUCCGACCUUUCCAAGAAGCUCUCUAAGAUGAGCCACCUCGACCUCAGCAACAUCAAGGUUGUGGUUCCCAAGAAGGAGGCCCCCAAGGCUGCUGAUAAGGCGGCGGCUGCCCCUGAAGCUAUCCCUGAGCCUGACACUGAAAUCGCGCUUCCUAUCUCCUUUACCGCCGUUCUCCAGUGCCAGAAGCGCCUGCAAGAGACUUUAAGGGUCACCCUGCCCUUGUCCGAAUUUAUUGCGCGCGCCACCGAGCUUGCGAACGAGGAAUUGCCUCGCUCCAAGAACGCUAAGCCUACUGCUGACGAGCUGUUCAAUGCUGUGCUCGGUGUUCAGGCCCCCAAGACCUCGCGCGGCUCGUUUAUCCCGCAGAUCACGGCCCUACCCGCUACCCCUGCCUCUAGACCGGUCAAGACGCAGAAGCCAGACAUCUUCGACGUGCUGGCCGGCAAGUCCACCAAUGCCACCGCGAAGAAGCCCCUUUCUGGACCGGCAGGCGUCGCUUCGCCUAUCAAUGUGUUUAGCUUGAGCGUGAAGAAGGGAGAGGAGAAAAGGGCAACUGUUUUCCUGGAGAGAGUGAAGAGCGUUUUGGAGGCGGAACCAGGACAAUUGGUCCUGUAAAGGGGUUUGUAAUGAAGAACAUUGAGCCGAUUGUAGAUUAGCAGAAGCGGCGUGUUUUGAUCUGAAAAUAUUGAAUACCCUCUCAAUUCGACUCAAAGUAACGCCUCUCAACGUCAAGAGAGGUUCACCGUUCAGCGAGAUAGGGAAGUAGAUAAGCAGUCCCUAUGAAUUACUCCUUGUCUAGUG